Messenger RNA from Oncorhynchus kisutch (coho salmon), 1043 nucleotides. RefSeq lists its product as uncharacterized. NCBI's taxonomy places the organism in Eukaryota, Metazoa, Chordata, Actinopteri, Salmoniformes, Salmonidae. The transcript has 3 exons. The record is from RefSeq and is a predicted model, not a curated record. Bases 29 to 637 code for a protein of 202 amino acids.
UUCUACCAGGAGUAGAGCAACCUCAGUGAUGGAAACCACAGAAGAGGGGAAGCUCAACAAUGUGGAACAUCUGACACUUAUGGACUUCCUUCAAAACCUAACUGAGAAGCAAUGGAGGGGGAUUCGUGAGGGCAUGUUUGACCCGCUGACAAAACAACAGCUUGCCGGCUUGUGUCUGAGGAUUGUCCAGUUUUUAUCUGACAAGCUGAUGCAGAUCAUCAUCCCAGGUCUUUACGAACUACUGGGCAUCCAAGAUGCUGCCUCCUCUCCAUUGUCACAGAGAUCUCUCACAGCGUCACUCACCAGUCUGUUAGACGAUAAGACUAACACCAAGUCCCGCGUGAGAUUUACUGAGGCUGGUGUACCUAAGAGGCCAUGCAGUCGAAAGUCUUACAAUAGCUUUCGCAUCCCGACUCCCUACCCUUCCUCCAACUGUAUGGAGCAGGAAGAGGAAGAAGAGCAGGAAUCACAACUUAAGUUCAAGGAGAUUUACCUGACUAAGGGCAGUGGAAGCUACCUGCCCAAGGGGGCCAUGAGGUAUGUUCUUAAAGGGAAAUUUAACAACUUCAUAUUCAUCUCCAGCAUCACCAUAUGUGAAAAUUACACAUUUCUAUGCUUUGUAGUAAAAAAAAUAUAGAGGGACGUAACUGUUUCCAAUAGUGCUGAGAAAUUAGUGCUUUUUGAGGUUGGUUUGGUUUCGAUUCAAAUAUUUAAAAAAGAAUCACGGUUUUGGAUUUCAAUACUUUUUUUAGACAUUGAAUGCACUAUGGAUUAUGUGUGUUGAAUGCUGUAACAACACAUAAUAAAACAAUGAAUAAAAGUCCCAUGAUGGUAGUGACUGUCCAUUACUGUUUAUGACUUAUCAACCAUCAUUUACUUUCUCAUAUAAAAUAUUUAUUUGAUGACUUUAUUAUUUCAUUCCAAGUCAUCAACUCAUCUCUAUAGAGCUGCUGCUUAUCCUGUCUGACAAAAUCACUAUUUUAGUAGUUCUUCAAAUUAAAUAAGACCUACUUUUAUGACCGCUGAACACCGACUGUCAAUCA